Molecule: messenger RNA, 3426 nt
Organism: Salmo salar (Atlantic salmon)
Lineage: Eukaryota; Metazoa; Chordata; Actinopteri; Salmoniformes; Salmonidae
Product: E3 ubiquitin-protein ligase MYLIP-A
Biological process (GO): ubiquitin-dependent protein catabolic process
Cellular component (GO): cytoskeleton
Molecular function (GO): ubiquitin-protein transferase activity
Source: RefSeq, a predicted model, not a curated record
CGCUCUGUCAUUGGCUGCUUCCGAGUAAGAAGUGCUUUGGCAUAGCAGUUGAUAUCCUACAGCUGGAAGGUAGUGUUUAUCACACAAAGUGAGAGGGCUUCGAAAGUGAACGAAAGCUUUAAUGUAGGGUCUCAAAAGGAGGGAUACCGAGGUUGUUUAUUUUUAAAAAGAGAGGUAUAGACCAAAGCUAAACUAUUAGAUUGCCAAAAUGCUUUGCCAAGUUACCCGUCCGGAUUCGGUGGUAAUGGAAGUGGAAGUUGAUACGAAGGCGAAUGGUGAAGACUGUCUGAAUAAGGUGUGUAGGAAGUUAGGAAUCAUAGAGGUGGACUACUUCGGCCUGCAGUUCUCAGGCAGUAAGGGAGAGAACCUGUGGCUCAACCUCAGGAACAGAAUCUGUCAGCAGAUGGACAACCUGACUCCCUGCCGACUCCGGCUUCGAGUCAAGUUCUUUGUGGAACCACAUCUCAUACUCCAGGAACAGACUAGACAUGUGUUCUUCAUGCAGGUCAAGGAGAACCUCCACAGUGGCCACCUGAGGAUGUGUUCUGUGCAGGCUGAGGAGCUGAGUGCCCUGCUGGCCCAAGCCGAGUUCAGAGACUACAACCAGAACACAGCCAAGUACUGCUACUCUGAGCUGAGUGGGAGCGAACCCUGCCCGGCAACAGUCAACAGUAUCAUCUCUAAGCACAAGGCGUUGGAGGGUCAGAGCCCGGGGUCAGUGGAAUACCAGGCCCUGCAGCUGGUGUCCAGCCUGGAGCACUAUGGGGUGGAGUGGCACUGGGCCAGGGACGCAGAGGGACAGAGGCUGGCCAUAGGGGUAGGCGCUGAAGGUAUCGCUGUCUGUAAAGAGGACUUCAGCCUGGUCAACAGGAUCAGCUAUCCUAUAAUCCAAACAGCCACUCAGUCAGGGAAGAGUGUUUACCUGACGGUGACCAAGGAUACCAGCGACAGUAUGGUUCUGAUAUUCAAGCUGAUCAGCAACCGGGCAGCAAGCGGACUGUACCGGGCCAUCACUGAGACACACGCCUUCUACAGGUGUGACACGGUGACCAGCGCGGUGAUGAUGCAGUACAGCCGUGACUUCAAGGGUCACCUGGCGUCUCUCUUUCUCAACGAGAACAUCAACCUGGGCAAGAAGUACGUCUUCGACAUCCGACGCACCUCCAAGGAGGUCUACGACUACGCACGCCGGACGCUCUACAACGCCGGCAUCAUGGUGGCGGGCGGCGAGAGGACGCCAUCGGGGCGCAGUCCACUGCGUGGCCAGGAGGAGGGGCUGGGAGAGGACUGUGGGAGCUGCCAGCAGAGCAGGGCGCUGCUGGAGAGACUAGAGAAACUCAGAGAAGCUCUGCUGUGUAUGCUGUGCUGUGUGGAGGAGAUAGACGCAGCCUUCUGCCCCUGUGGACACAUGGUGUGCUGCCAGACCUGCGCCAACCAACUACAGUCGUGUCCGGUGUGUCGGUCGGAGGUGGAACACGUGCAGCAUGUCUACCUCCCCACCUGCACCAGUCUUCUGAACUUCACCACCACCUCUCACGGUGGCGACGACAGCCCCGGUCCCAUCCACAGAGCUAUGUGUGGUCUAGGACACACCUGCCACACCAAGGACUACUGCAAUACCAACACCCAACACGACUCCAACAACAUCUACCACACAGAGACAUAAAACCACUUCACCACUCCCAGGCUGUGUACCAAAUGGCUCCCUGGUACUACAUGGGGAAUAGGGUGCAAUUUGGGAAGCACCCCAGUCCAGUUCCAACACCAUUGGGUUCUGUUGGGUUGUUUUCACCUUGCCACUCUCCCUGACGGUGGUAUUUUCUCCACUCCCCACUGUCAAUGAUAUGGAUUAUUUUUAAACCAAUGAUGGACUUGGCAUUUUUUUAAUACCACCCCUCCAUUUUAGAUUUAGGUUUAUUGUGUAUUAUUUAGUUUUAAUCUAAUUUCAUCAGUUGAUCUGAAUUAGUGGCGCUAUUUUGAUUUAGUUCACUGUUUUUGAUUGUGUUGUUUUUUUCUCCAUAUUGGUCUACAGAACGUGAAUUAUCUAUUGGGCCCAUAACCUGCAGCGUUUGUACAAUACGAGGACAUUAUGUGUUCUAGGAGAGUAGUAGGCAACGUAGAUAGUCGUUCAGUUUAAAAAUUUCAUUUGCAUUUCUAAACGUUUCUUUUAAGCUUUGAGAAUCUCAUGUUAUGGUUCUAAUGGAGUGAUAUGCGUUUCAUUUAGUUGUUUGUUUCCCAUGUAGUUCCUAUGGUUUCCAUGCCAAUGGGAAGUUAUUUGAGGGGUAGGAAGCAGCCCGACCCUAGCACAGCAUUCUGAUUUAGAGAUGGAAUGUGUCCCAAAUGACAUGCUAUUCCUUAUAAGUUGUGCGCUACUUUGGGCUCUGGUCAAAAGUAGUGCACUAUAUAGGGAAUAGCAUGUCAUUUGGGAUGCCGUUGUGGGUAAGUCUUGACGAUAAGCCCAGUAUUAUUCUCUUCAUGUGUAGAUGGGUUCUGGAACCAAACCAGAACUUUGACAGGGAAAGAGAGAUGGUUGAAUGACCCUCCCUGAGGGAAAAAGACCCGACUCAAACGGAACUCCAUGAGCUCCAGCCAUUCAUUAUUUUAUCCCAUAUGAACAGGAACCCGCAGAAAUGCAGGUCCCCAAAAUAACAUGUUCUAAGUAUUAUUUUACUCAGUAAGUAAUCUGAUUUUAUUUAUUGCUAAGGCUGUUUUUCUAGCCUUAUCCCAGAUGUGUUUAUGUUGCAUCACUAACCCAGACCGUAGGAGUUAUUUAUACAACACAAACUGAUCUGGGAUCAGCCACUACUGUGUAUUCUGUGAUCAGUAUUUCUGUUUUUAUGUAGUCCACUAGUGAGUUCCUUAUGAUUUCAUUAUUAAAGGGUACUAGUCUAUCAGUGCAAUACUAGCUGCUUUUUGAAAAGCCUUUUUAUUUAUUUUUAGGGUGGAAUAUAUAUUUCUUUCUAUCUACACUCACUUUACCAAGGAAGCUUCCCAAGUGAAUUAUCUGUAGGGUUUUGCCUUAUUAAUGUAGCAACAUGGGUUGUCUCCCAAAUGGCACCCUAUUCCUUACAUAGUGUACUACUUUCGGCCAUGGCCCAUAGGAUUCUGGUCAAAAGUAGUGCACUGAAUAGGGAUGCCAUUUUGAGACUCACUCACAUUGUGUUUUUGGUAUGCGUUCUUUGCACAGACUUUCGUUGUUUUGAAAGAUGAAGAAUGUUUUCUUUAUUGCUGGAACCAUUUGGCACAUUGUCACUGCAGGGGAUUGAUGGUUUUGUUCACUUUGUACAAGUAGGAUUUGUUUCUGUUUUUUUGAAGCAAAAACCUAUGCUCUGUAAAUGUAGAAAGAAAUUACUUUGGAUCUUUUGUAUGUUAUUUCUUUGAAUGAGAAGUGUUAAUAAAGUUUUUUUGUUUGUUUUUAAAACAUUA